AGUUACCUUGAACUCUUAUGCAAAUUGAGUGAAGCAGGAUCCUGCAGGUCCCUGAACUUCUUAAAUAAACAAAGUCCUACAGAGCCAGUGAGCACUAUGACUCUCAAUCCGGUAUGGCAGAAUGGAGUAUGGUGCAUCAUAUUUGUGUCCAUUUUAAUUUGAGUUCCUACAGUAAUUCAGUCUUAUGGGAGUAGGCGGCCACUUGGGACGGUUUUGACACAUGAGGAGCAGUAUUUUCUGAGAAUGCAAAGGAACAAAGAGAAGAAAUCAAUGGAAAAGAUGGGAGAGUCAAAUCAGUGUAAGAGGAAACUGAGGGUGUGUGUGGCAACAUGCAACAGAGCAGAUUAUUCCAAGCUGGCCCCCAUCAUGUCUGGGAUCAAAUCCCACCCAGAAGACUUUGAACUGGAAGUUGUGGUGCUUGGUUCACAUCUCAUUGAUGACUACGGGAACACCUUUCGGAUGAUUGAGCAGGACGACUUUGACAUUGGCUCGAAGCUCCACACUAUUGUGAGAGGAGAGGACGAGGCUGCCAUGGUGGAAAGUGUUGGGCUGGCACUUGUAAAACUCCCUGAUGUUAUACAGAGACUGAAACCUGACAUCCUGGUCGUACACGGUGACCGUUUCGAUGCUCUCGCUUUGGCAACUGCUGCAGCAUUAAUGAAUAUUAGAAUACUUCACCUGGAGGGAGGAGAGGUUAGUGGUACAAUUGAUGACUCAAUUCGCCAUGCUAUCAGUAAACUGGCCCAUUACCACGCCUGCUGCACACGGAUGGCAGAGCAGCAUCUCAUAGCUAUGUGUGAGGACCACUCUCGUAUCCUCCUUGCUGGCUGCCCUUCAUAUGAUAAGCUGCUAUUGUCUCAUCACAGAGAGGACUACAUGGAUAUCAUCAAAAGCUGGUUGGGUGACAAGGUCCAGGAAGGUGACUAUAUUGUAGCAUUGCAGCACCCGGUCACGACGGACAUCCAGCACUCUAUUAAAAUCUAUGGGCUGAUGCUGGAUGCGCUGAUUUCCUUCAACAAGAAGACUCUCAUCCUCUUUCCUAACAUUGAUGCCGGAAGUAAGGAGAUGGUACGUGUUAUGCGAAGAAAGGGGAUUGAGCAACACCCUAACUUCCGGGCAGUGAAGCACAUUCCUUUUGAGCAGUUCAUCCAGCUUGUGUCACAUGCUGGCUGCAUGAUUGGAAACAGCAGCUGCGGGGUACGAGAGGCUGGGGCCUUUGGCACACCUGUCAUUAACCUGGGAACAAGACAAACAGGCAGAGAAACAGGUGAAAAUGUUUUACAUGUCAGAGAUGCCGACACUCAUAAUAAAAUCUACCAUGCUCUGGAGCUGCAGUUUGGAAAGAGAUACCCCUGUUCUAAGAUUUAUGGUGAUGGCAACGCAGUGCCUCGUAUUCUCAAGUUUCUCCGUUCUAUUGACCUGGACGAGCCUCUCCAAAAGACCUUCUGCUUCCCUCCUGUGAAAGAUCCGAUUUCCCAGGACAUUGAUCAUAUCCUAGAGACCCAAAGUGCUUUGGCCGUCGACCUGGGAGGGACCAACCUCAGAGUGGCCAUUGUCUGCAUGAGGGGCACCAUAGUGAAGAAAUACAGCCAGCCCAAUCCAAAGACUUUCGAGGCCAGAAUGGAGCUCAUAUUAAAGAUGUGCAAUGAUGCCAUGCGGGAUGCCGUGGGCCUUAACUGUAGAAUACUUGGUGUCGGAGUGUCCACUGGUGGGCGUGUAAACCCCCAAGAUGGUGUGGUCCUACACUCCACAAAGCUGAUUCAGGAGUGGUCUUCUGUGGACCUAAGAACGCCCAUAUCAGAUGCUUUACACCUACCCGUCUGGGUUGACAAUGAUGGCAACUGUGCUGCACUGGCAGAGAGGAAGUUUGGUCACGGCAAAGGACUGGAGAACUUUGUCACAGUCAUCACAGGAACAGGUAUUGGAGGAGGAAUUAUCCAUCACAAUGAGUUGGUCCAUGGUAGUACCUUCUGUGCUGCUGAGCUGGGUCACAUCAUGGUUUCCCUGGAAGGCCCAGAGUGUAUGUGUGGCAGCCGUGGCUGUAUAGAGGCCUAUGCAUCUGGGAUGGCCCUUCAGAGAGAGGCCAAAAAACUGCAUGAUGAGGAUCUGUUGAAGGUGGAGGGGAUGGAUAUGAAACUCUCAGAGCCAAUCACUGCUGCACAUCUUAUCAGUGCAGCCAAAAUGGGAAACUCCAAAGCCGACGCUGUUCUGACCAAAGCCGCCACUGCACUGGGUGUGGGCAUCAUCAACAUCCUCCACAUAGUCAACCCUUCACAGGUGAUUCUGUCUGGAGUCUUGGCCUCUUACUACCAGGCGCCAGUGCAGCAUGUCAUCUCGCAGAGAGCGCUCUUCUCUGUCCAAAACAUCAAGGUUGUAACAUCAGACUUGGAAGAACCAGCUUUACUUGGAGCAGCCAGCAUGGUGUUAGACUAUGCAACCAGAAGAAUAUAUUAA
Messenger RNA from Neolamprologus brichardi, 2454 nucleotides. It is a transcript of the gene gne, whose product is annotated as glucosamine (UDP-N-acetyl)-2-epimerase/N-acetylmannosamine kinase. The record is from RefSeq and is a predicted model, not a curated record. NCBI's taxonomy places the organism in Eukaryota, Metazoa, Chordata, Actinopteri, Cichliformes, Cichlidae. Gene Ontology annotation, molecular function: UDP-N-acetylglucosamine 2-epimerase activity; hydrolase activity, hydrolyzing O-glycosyl compounds; N-acylmannosamine kinase activity. Gene Ontology annotation, biological process: UDP-N-acetylglucosamine metabolic process.